Molecule: messenger RNA, 570 nt
Organism: Elaeis guineensis (African oil palm)
Lineage: Eukaryota; Viridiplantae; Streptophyta; Magnoliopsida; Arecales; Arecaceae
Biological process (GO): regulation of transcription by RNA polymerase II; DNA repair
Cellular component (GO): transcription factor TFIIH holo complex
Source: RefSeq, a predicted model, not a curated record
CCACAGCCAAAAAUAUUGCCAGGCCCUCGUCCCAGCCAAAAUAUUGCCAAUCCCUCGUCCCUGCCACCCAAAAUCCUCCUCUCUUUAUCUUUCUCUCGAACCCUUGGUGCCUAAUUCGGUCGGCCUGCGACGGAACCGUGAACGAUGGUGGUGGCGUCAGGGAGCAACUCCAACUCCUGGGCCAAAGAGAUAUCCAUCCGAAGGAGGAUCGCCAACAUAUAUAACAAACGAGAAGAGGACUUUCCAUCACUCAGAGAGUACAAUGAUUAUUUGGAAGAAGUUGAAGAUAUGACUUACAACUUAGUUGAGGGAAUAGAUGUUGCUGCAAUUGAAGCCAAGAUUGCAAAAUACCAAGAAGAAAACGCUGAACAAAUAAUCAAUGCCCAAGCUCGUAAGGCUGAAGAAUUAGCAGCAGCUCUAAGAGCAAACAAAGGGAAUUCUGUACAGGCUGAUCCCACUGAUGUGGGUGCUGGACCAAGCUCUCAAGGGGUUGGCAUGCAAGGGCAAUAUGCCCCAGCCGCUGUCCCUGGCGGUGGUCUUGCACAGCCGCGCCCCACUGGAAUGGCUCCA